AUGUCUACUGCCAUAAUGCAUCAGUCUGCGCUGUACGACUUUGGUGAUCUGUUCUUGAAGAACCAGUCUCGACCAGUGCAGACAAUGAAUAGCGCGUUGGGUCCAGUCGGCGCGACGACGGUCACCGCCAGCGUCGGCUGGGAGCAGCAUCCAGUUUUGGCCCGUGCUGCGUCUGUGCCCGCACAGAGGGCGCUCGCCGGUAUCCUGAACAGCUUAGGCCAUCGGCGGCUCGAACGCACCACAAGCGACCCAGCACAACCACCACCCGCUACCAGCAGAUACAAGACGGAACUAUGCAGGCCAUUCGAGGAAGCCGGCGUCUGUAAAUACGGCGACAAGUGCCAAUUUGCGCACGGCAUGCGGGAGCUACGUAAUCUCCAACGCCACCCAAAAUACAAAACUGAAUUGUGCCGCACUUUCCACUCGGUCGGAUUUUGCCCGUAUGGCCCACGUUGCCACUUCGUUCACAACGCUGAGGAAGCGAGACGCCGUGAGCCAUCUUCGCCCGGCGGCUCCUUGGCAUCCCUUUCAUCGGGAGUUUCUAUGGCAUCUUACAUGAGUGACGGUUCCCGUUCCCCAAGGUCGCCCCACUCUCCGCUCGCACCACAGUCCCCUAUGGCUCCCCAAUCGCCCCCGGCUUUGUCGCCUCCGGCCCCUGCUUUUGCGUUCCGCCGUGCGCACUCCCCGGACCCCGAGGAGGAACGGCUCCCAGUCUUCAAUCGCCUUUCGUCUGCGUUCGGCGACCUCGUGAUCGCCUAG
Messenger RNA from Leptosia nina, 759 nucleotides. NCBI's taxonomy places the organism in Eukaryota, Metazoa, Arthropoda, Insecta, Lepidoptera, Pieridae. The record is from the annotation of a GenBank genome assembly.